AUGGCCGAGAGCUCUGAUGAUUAUAACAGUUCCGUCGAAAACAUCAAGCGAGUGUUGGCAGACUUUUUCAAGCAAGAGUUACGUGGACUCGUCAAGUCAAUAUUGGCUGAGAAUAGGGAAAUGGAAGAAGCUGUAAGUGAUGAGAGGCGGAAUAUCAAGCGUCGUAUAAGAAGACGUAUCGGUUGGUACAAUAUCUGCUACCAAGCUUCUCCGAUAACUACUGAACAAUGCACUACGUCAUCAUGCCCAUCAACGACUACAGCGGUAAGAGUGACUCCUGUAAUUGUUUCUACUGUGACGACCGCCCCUGGAACUGUAACAACAGUACCAGGUGUCACGAUGGCUCCCGGCUCGUUGUGCACAAAAUGUGAUAUAGCUGCGAUCGCACCAGCUAUGGAAGCCAACACAGUUUUUGAGAAUACAAACACAGUAGGACCCGAUGGGGGUACACAAACCAAUGCGAUAUGCAGAAGAACCGAUGCUCAAGUGUGUACAGUCACUUUAUCUGCAACAAAUGCGGCUGGGACUUCUACUAUUUCCAGUGCCAUGAAUGCGAAUCAAGUCAGCGGAUUGCUCACUUGUCAGGCUGAUGGUACCUACUCCAGUGGCUCAGUCACAGGAAUCACCAAACUCGUCUGCACUUUUGAUACAUGUGUACCUGCUUGCACUACAUGUGACACAGAAUCUGAUAGUACCCCUGCUGGGCAAACAUGCAAGAGAUACUCUGCUUCUUGUCAUUCCUUAAAUGAAAAUUGUUCUCCAAAUGAAAUUUACGCUGAGAUUGGUACAGGAGGAGAAGUGCUUCUCAAUUCAGUUGGCGGUUCGGAUACUGUAACAGCGGCAGUUGACUGCGGAAAUGAUGCAAAAUUAACAUUCAUGGGAAUGUAG
Molecule: messenger RNA, 888 nt
Organism: Caenorhabditis remanei
Lineage: Eukaryota; Metazoa; Nematoda; Chromadorea; Rhabditida; Rhabditidae
Exons: 8
Coding region: 1-888 (295 amino acids)
Source: RefSeq, a predicted model, not a curated record